Messenger RNA from Venturia canescens, 1124 nucleotides. Its product is annotated as keratin-associated protein 10-4. The record is from RefSeq and is a predicted model, not a curated record. The coding region runs from base 351 to 1124 and encodes 257 amino acids. Lineage: Eukaryota; Metazoa; Arthropoda; Insecta; Hymenoptera; Ichneumonidae. The transcript has 2 exons.
UUGCCCGUUUUGCCAAGCGUUGCCUUGGGAACAGUAAAAGUUUAGAUCGAAGGAAAGAAAAAAAAGCGCAUCAGUCAGAUUGCAACCACUGCCAAUGUUUCGUCGUAUUUAUCCGUGAUAUUUUCUCGAUUUCGGCGGCUGAAAGCAUCUCGUAUUUUUCGAUGCUUUCAGAUCGAAAUUCUAAAGUGCGGUUGGCGGUGGAUUUUAUGAAAUGAAAAAAUAGUAAAGCUCCGUUUUGUAAAUAAAAAAAAAAAAAAAUAAAUAAAUAAAUAAAAAAUUAUAAUUUGACAAAAAUUUGUAAACGUCUAAAUUCGUUGUGCCGUUUGUAAUCAACGCGAAAUACAAAAAUCAUGCCGUGCGACGGAAAAAAUCCCAAUUGCGAUCGUAGACGCGAAUUAUUGGCUCAAUUGAAAUGCCUCGUCAGUUCUAUGGACAAAAAGAAACCGUGCGAAUGGGACGAGCCAGAUUGUCCACCACCGACCUGUUGUCCGGUUUGUCCCAACGAUUCGCCACCUUGCUGCAGUCCAGUGAAAGCUUGCAAGAGUUUCGAACUUCGUAAUUCGUUGAUGUACCGUUGCGACUGUAUUAAAAGAAACGGUCUCCAAGACAGCUGUAUGAUGUGGGAUUGUAUGGGAAGACCGGAGUGUAUGACCAAGUUGUAUCCAGUUUGCGGUCCUGGGCGUGGAGCGCUUUUAAAGUUGACGGAUUUGGGAGAUGUCGAAGUUGCCCUGAGGAAAUUUUACUGCGCGGAUCAAGCUCGGGAAUCGGCCCUCGCCGCAUAUUGCAGGUUAUCGUGCGGAGCGAAUGGAUGUGGAGGCCCACCCUGUCAAUCGGGCGGUUUUGGAAUGGAAGAAGAUCAGUGCUGUUCUGGCUCACAAAAUGGUGGUGGUCGUCAGCAAUCUUGUUGCUCAUCGGCUUCACCUUCUUUCGGCUCUUCGGGUCCACCCUCGUGCUGCUCAGCUCCAGCAUCUUGUUGUCCACCCGCGCCAACCUGCUGCCCACAGAUCAGAAUAGAACCAACCUGUUGUCCACCUCCUGCAACGAGCUGUUGUCCACAACAGCGCAAUAAUAUCCAAUCGUCUUGUCAAUGUCCUGUACGAACGAUGCUCUGUCCGGCCUGUUGA